Ahaetulla prasina is the source of this 1191-nucleotide messenger RNA. It is a transcript of the gene ALYREF, whose product is annotated as Aly/REF export factor. The transcript has 6 exons. Lineage: Eukaryota; Metazoa; Chordata; Lepidosauria; Squamata; Colubridae. Gene Ontology annotation, biological process: mRNA export from nucleus. The coding region runs from base 137 to 901 and encodes 254 amino acids. The record is from RefSeq and is a predicted model, not a curated record. Gene Ontology annotation, cellular component: nucleus. Gene Ontology annotation, molecular function: mRNA binding.
UUUCUUCCACGGAACCAAGCUUGACCGCUGACGCUCUUUCCACCCUUCCAUUUCUUAAAUCCUGCCUCAUCCGUUUCCGGUCCCCGGUAUAGCGCGGCCGGAAGUGUAGGCCCAGGAGCCGGAGGGAGCCGCCAUCAUGGGCGACAAAAUGGAUAUGUCUUUGGACGACAUUAUCAAGCUGAACAGGAGUCAGCGAGGCGGAGGUGGCCGAGCCGGCGGUGGUCGAGGCCGGGGAAGAGGAGCUACAGGUCGAGGAGGAGGAGGAGCUGGGCGAGGAGGUGCUGGACGCGCAGGCGGAGGCGGCCCCGUCCGGAACAGAGCCGCUCUGUCCCGGGGAGGCGGCAGGAACAGGCCCGCGCCCUACAGCCGGCCAAAACAACUCCCUGAAAAGUGGCAACAUGAUUUGUUCGAGAGUUGCUUUGGCCCUGGCGCUGGCGUGGAAACGGGUGGAAAGCUCCUCGUCUCUAAUCUGGAUUUUGGUGUUUCGGAUGCAGACAUACAGGAGCUUUUUGCAGAAUUUGGGACACUAAAAAAGGCAGCAGUACACUAUGAUCGUUCUGGACGUAGUCUAGGUACUGCAGAUGUUCAUUUUGAGAGGAAGGCUGAUGCUCUGAAGGCUAUGAAGCAAUACAAUUGCGUUCCCUUGGAUGGACGUCCCAUGAACAUUCAGCUGGUUACAUCACAGAUAGAUACACAGAGGAGACCAAUACAGAGUGUAAGUAGAGGAGGCAUGACAAGAAACCGUGGUGGCUCAGGUGGCUUUGGCGGUGGCAACAGACGAGGCAGUCGUGGCAAUAGAGGCAGAGGCAGAGGUGCUGGCAGGAGUUCCAAACAGCAGCUCUCUGCAGAAGAAUUGGAUGCACAGUUGGAUGCUUAUAAUGCUAGGAUGGAUACCAGUUAAAUCUAAUGAUGCGUCACAUGCAUGGAAAGGACUGCAGACAUCUCAUUCCAUGCUCCCUAGUGGGAGGGAAAGGGUGUAUAGCGGCGGCUACUAAUAUCAAGAAUGGGAUUUGUUUUACUUUUAUGUUUUGAAAUAGGUUUUAAACUCAUGUAAAGGUUUCUUUCUUUUUUUUAAAUUCUGAAACAGAUCUGUUUUGUACCGAGUUAUUUUUGGGAAAAAUUUUACUGGUUGCCUGUUGGGCCAAAGUGGCUUUUUCACUUUGGCAGUAAUAAAAUAGAAAUGUGUCUAGA